This is a messenger RNA of Anolis carolinensis (green anole), 966 nucleotides long. RefSeq names its product fibronectin type III domain containing 8 (gene fndc8). Gene Ontology annotation, molecular function: protein binding. Bases 252 to 929 code for a protein of 225 amino acids. The record is from RefSeq and is a predicted model, not a curated record. The transcript has 5 exons. NCBI's taxonomy places the organism in Eukaryota, Metazoa, Chordata, Lepidosauria, Squamata, Anolidae.
AAGCCAGCAUUUGCUUCAAGGAUUUGGAGGGAGAGUUGUGUUAGUUGGUGGAAAUUCAAGAGCCAGGGAAAAGAAGACAGAAUAAUGUGAUUCCCCAGCACUAUGCCUUCCCUGCUUGUGGAUUUACCUGAAAUUUGAUAUGCAGCCUGGGCAAGAAGAGCAAGGAAGACUUCCAUCACCAGUCAUCACACCUGCAACCAACUUCAUCCAGUCUCUUUCUCCUAUUGGCAUGAUCUGACACUCUAUAGAAAAUGUACCAGCUAUACAGAAAUCAUCGAGGACUUACCAGCGACAGCAGUGACACAUCCAGCUCUUUCCAGUGCGGCAGCGCUGAGAGCCAAAACAACAUCCUCCGCUCGGCUAGCAGUUCACCUCACACCUUGGAUGCAUUGCUGGCUGAAUUGAAGCUCCCAGAGAAAGCUCCAGUCCACAAGUCACCCCGCACUCGGCCCGGCCGCAGCAGUGCCAUCGUCCCAGUGGAUCUCAACAUGAGCGACGGGGAGACAAGUGUCUCAGACAGUGGCUCGGAGUCACCAGUAUGCGUAGAAAUGCCACCACAGCCCUUCAUUCAUGAGCACACCAGCAGCAGCUUCAAUGCUCAGGUCUCUUGGACAGGACCACAAAACCGUGAGCUUGUUUCUUUCUAUGAGUUGGAACUGCAGGAGGCCAGACUGGAUGGCCAAGGCAAGGAUAUCCACUGGUUUUGCUCACGGACUGAAGAACACCUGGAGAACCUGAUUCCUGACACUAAGUACUUGAUCCGGGUGAGAGCUCUCAAUGUGGCAGGCACUGGGAAGUGGAGUGAACCCUAUACGUUUAGCACAAUGCCUCCAGUAGCAGGCAUGCCUCUGGAUCCGUGUCCUGUCAUUGUCACCGUGCGACGAAGUAGGAAGCCCCAGAAGAAAACUAUAUUUGUUUCAGCGCCCUAAGAGGAUCUGAAACAUGGCAAUAAAAGUCAGCAACUUC